AUGCAGGAUGAGAUAGAUGUUGAAGUCUAUCAAGAAGAUAUAGAUGUGAAGAUGUCUGCUGAAAGACAACGUAAAGGUAGCAAUAACUUCAUUAAGGAUUUAAAGUUAUAUCAAGAAUCUUUCUCAAUCAAAGUGUUUAUACUAAAAAUGUCCUUGGAGCAAUUCUCAUCUUCAAAAGGCUCAGGUCAGGUUCAUAAGAUUAUUGUGAUUGACGAAGAGAGAUCGAAGAUUCAAGCUACACUAUUCAAUGCUACAUUUAAAAUAUUUGAAGAAUACAUCCAUCUCAACAAUACUAUUAUCAUCAAGAAGGGUAUAGUCAGACCUACAAAUAGGAAAUAUGCAUCAGUGAAUUUGAAUUUCAAGCUUGCUUUUGGAAAAAACACAAAGAUCACAGUAUCAAAAAAUGAAAUCAAUAUUAGUACUCUACCAUUUUCAUUCAAGUUAUUUGAAGAGGUGACAAAGACAAAUAAUAAAAAUAUAUUUUUUGAUGUGUUAGGAUUUAUCACUUCAGUGAGACCAUUAUGCACAACAAAUACAUCAGUUACAAGAGAGAUCACAAUAAUGAAUGAAAAGAUGGAUACAUUGGUAUUAACAUUAUGGGGAGAGCAUGUAGAGAAAGAAGGUUAA
Asparagus officinalis (garden asparagus) is the source of this 627-nucleotide messenger RNA. RefSeq lists its product as uncharacterized. The transcript is spliced from 5 exons. The record is from RefSeq and is a predicted model, not a curated record. NCBI's taxonomy places the organism in Eukaryota, Viridiplantae, Streptophyta, Magnoliopsida, Asparagales, Asparagaceae. The coding region runs from base 1 to 627 and encodes 208 amino acids.